Gigantopelta aegis is the source of this 6213-nucleotide messenger RNA. RefSeq names its product malectin-A-like. The coding region runs from base 27 to 875 and encodes 282 amino acids. The record is from RefSeq and is a predicted model, not a curated record. Gene Ontology annotation, cellular component: membrane. Gene Ontology annotation, molecular function: carbohydrate binding. The transcript is spliced from 4 exons. NCBI's taxonomy places the organism in Eukaryota, Metazoa, Mollusca, Gastropoda, Neomphalida, Peltospiridae.
ACGUGUUGUCGCGUGGUUCGGUGAAGAUGUUUCCGUUAGUAGGAUCUGUUUUUUACAGGAUCAGCUUAUUUUUCACAAAUACUCGGGUACUUUUCAGUGCCAUUUGUGCUAUUUCUUUAGUCGUACGUACGUGUGGAGCCGUAGAGGCGAUAUGGGCAGUGAACUGUGGAGGCGGAGCUCACACCGAUGUUCACGGAAUUCGCUACCAAAGCGAUCCAUUAAAAACGGGAUUUGCUUCCGACUUCGGCAAGAGCUUAUCUAUCUCUCGAGUUGUCCCACAGGAUCAGAUUCUUUACCAAACCGAGAGAUAUCACAUGUCAACGUUCGGCUACGAUAUUCCAUUGACUAGAGAUGGUGAUUAUGUUCUCGUCCUGAAAUUCAGCGAAGUUUGGUUCACCGCCCCAAAUAAAAAGGUGUUUGAUGUUGUACUGAAUGGUGAACACAAUGUUGUGAGUGAACUCGAUAUCUAUGCUAAAGUGGGUAGAGGUGUUGCCCAUGAUGAAAUUAUACCGUUUUCAAUAAAAGGAGGCAAGUUGAGAGUGAAUGGUGAAGCUUCCCAGUUAGACGGAAAGUUAUCAGUGGAGUUUAUAAAGGGUGAAUAUGAUAACCCAAAAGUGAAUGCCCUUUAUGUAGCAAAAGGAAUUGUAGAUGAUAUUCCAAAAUUACCUCCCCUUGCUGGGUCUGAACCACAACGUGAGGAUGAAGAGGAGGAGGAUGAUGACAACAUCUCGACCAAGCCUUCGAAAUCUCGCCGGCCAUCGGGCCCCAAAGCCAAAGACCCAUACGCUCAGGAUGACACAAGCACCAUGCUACUACCAGUGUUUGUGGCUAUAGGAGCAUUUAUUCCGCUGCUCUUUUGUUUAUGUAAACUGUAAUGCAUGUAUCAAAGUCAUUCUCUAGUUUGACAUGUGGGUCUAUGGUUCAAGGGGAUGUUCAUAGUCAGUGGUGCAUAUUUUAAUACAUUUUUGGUUGUCUCAAAACUGUUAAUGUAACAGUGGAAAAUAAGUGGAAAGAAUUGUGGAUGGAAGUUGUAAACUAUAGUCCGUCCCACACGAAAUGCCUUUUUUCAUGCUAUGGAAUUGACUGCAAGUUAUUUCUUUCUGAGACUAUUGUUUUCUAAAUUGAAAACAAAAAUAGUAUUUUUUUGACGAUUACCAAAACACUUUUACUUUUCUUCUUACGUCAAACAAAACUGAAAUUAUUUACCCAAAAAAACAUUUUUAUAGGAGGAUGGGACGGACUGUAGAUAUAUAUUUUUAAUGGUCUCUAGGAUGGCAUUGCUAACUUUAUCAAAGUGCACCAAGUGCUUUCUACAUUCAACUAAAAUGGCAUAUUUCAAUAAUCAUUGAACAUCGCAAUGCAAAUCCUGACUUAAUGUUUUAAUUACAGAGUAGAACCAAAAAAGAAAAAGAAAUAAUUUUAAUAAAUCACAACAACAAAAACCACCCGUUGGAAAAAAAAUGUAUACAACAGUAUACUUAAAAUUUAAGGAAAAAUCACACGUCUUGCUUUGGACAACUAAUGCAAUUGGCCUUAUAAUUAAUACAGAUUAGCAUAACGAUGUUUCAUCUUUUAUGUUUCACUAUGAUGUGGUGUCAUAAACAGAUGAGAUAAGGUCUAACCACUUACUUGGUUUAAUAUGAAGUACAAAACGUAUGGACCCGUGCAACACGAAGUUAAAGUUAUAUAUUACUAUUUGACUUAAUAUAUAUAGCCUUAUAAGAUACACUUUUAAAAAGUUGUCUUCACUAACCAAAAGAGAUGACCCUUAUGAAUGAAUAGCUUUAAUGAGAUCAUUAGUUUAUGCAAGGUACUGACUGGUAUGCAUGGAUUUUGAAUGUUUAAUGUUAUCCAAAUAGAGCAUAAAUAUGAAUAUAUUUUUGUUGCUGCAAAAUCAUGUCUGUUGAUACCUGUUACUACAAUAUUCCAAAACAUAUGUAGUUGUAUGAGAUAAGUGUGGAAUAUUGGGCUAUUUAUUAAAAUAGUAGUAUCGUCACAACUUUAGUAUUGUCACACAUUGUGGUUGCAUUGCAUACAUCAGAUACCUUUUAAGACAUGUUUGGUUUUUACAACUGUGUUUAAUUAACUAAUCUAGUAAAAUGUAUGAGUGAUUUUUCACACACGAGUUUUUCAUAACGUUAAGUAUUUACUUUUGGUUUAGCAAUACUUUUAGACGAUGUCAAAUUUAGUAUGGUAAUCGGCUCGCGAGAAUGCAGGUGUGGAAAAGUAAAUGCGCAUGCGAAAAAGCACAUGAAAUCGUGUUAAUGGAAAAGCAGGCCUUGGACAGAAUUGCAAUAAGUUCUGUAAGAGGACUAAGUAUCUUUAAUGACAGUCCCUUCUCCAGAAUCAUCAGAUAGUACUUACUACAUUGUAGAUAGAUAGUCAACUUCGAGCACCUAAGCCCUGUUCUACGAAGCAAUCUUAGCCCUAAAAUUACCUAGCUACCCUAUGCACUUAAGUUGAUAUUAGGGCUAAGAUCACUUCGUGGAACGGGGCCCUGGGCCCUGGGCCCUUAUUUUCGAAGCUAUCUUAAUGCUACGAAAUCGUAAAACCAUUGUAAGCUAUGACGUUACUAUGUUGUGUGCUGUAGUGAUGUCAUAGUCUAUGCUGAUUUUACCAUUUCGUAGCGAUAAGAUAGCGUCUAAAAUCCCUAGCUUGAUCAGCUUUCGUGUUACUACCAUUAUAUUAUUGACAGUUUUGAAAGCUAUUUUAGCACAACAGUAAAACCAUCGUAUGCUGCGAGACACACCGUAGGCUACAAUAGUUUUACGAUAUCACAGUACUAAGAUAUCUUUGAAAAUAUGGGUCCUGAUCAGCUUGUUAAUGUGAAAUCAGUGUUUAAAUUGUAAAGAAUGUGUGCAUUAAUUUAUCUCUAUUUUUAUUUUAAUGUUUUGUUUUUUUCCUCAUGCAUUUUAAAGAGUGAAAUAUGUUGUGUUUGUAUGUCUUAUAAUCCACAUUGCACACAUAUGUAGUAUCAGUUUUUUCAUUUUCAGCCAACAGCCAGCUAAAUUACUUUCUAACAUUACCAGCUGAGCUGACAGCUUAUUCCUCAAGUUUGGUGAAAUUGUAGUAAAUGCAGUUUUAGAUGAGGAUUUAUGCUAGGGCUCAUACCAACUCAAAACGGCAACCAGUCCCGUAGGACAAACGUCUCCAAUUUUACCUGUAUCCUACAUGAAACUGAAAUGUGCUAUCUGACCUGAUUUUUUUUUAUUAAGGGUUUAGCAGUAUUAAGUGUUGUUUCAUUAGGUAGCAAAACAAAACAUAAAAAUAAAACAAUAAAACAAAACUUUGAAACAUAUCGCAGCAUCAGAUUCUUGAAGAAAUUAUUUUGUCAAUACAUUUAUAACUAAUUUUUAUUUGAAAAAAUUGUCAGGACAAUUUACUUUACUUUACUUGUCCAGCACCCAAAACUGCUUGUCCUUACUAAAAACAUAAUAAAACGUGUUAAAUAACCAUUUUAGAGAGUUAAAAUUCACUGUUUAAUUUGGGCCCGUUAAUUUAGAGUAAAUUAAUCAAAGGCACGGCAAAAAGCUGUUUAACAUUUUGCCAUUUCGUACUCUAUUUAUUCAUUAUAAAAGAUAUAAUUAUAUUAUUAAUCAACUGCUUUUGGCGAGUACAAAGAUUAGAGCAAGAUUUGGAGCAGAAUCAAAUGUUUAAAUGUGUUUCAUUGGAGUAUUUUUUUCAGAGAAGAGAGAUAACCCAUCUGUCUGGUAAUAUUAAUCGGAUGACCUCGUUCUAAGGUUGGUAUGAGGCUCUGAUUACAUGAACAUGACUGUAAAUAAAUUAUCACAAGAUAUUUCUUGUUUAAUAGAUUUAUGUUGGGGUUUUUAAAUAAUUAUUUUAAUGGUGUCAUGAAUAGCAAAUAUAAUAUGAGCAUAUGCUAGUUAUAGUGCCUAGAAUUAUGGAGACGUAAAAUUAUUUUUGUAUAAGUGUUGUGAAAAUAGUUUGAACCCAACCUAAAAAUGUUGUUCUGUUCGUUAUUUCAAUAGAUGUUAAAAUGACCAUGUGGGACAACCCACAAGAAAUAUUUUUUUGAUGUGCUCCUUUUGUUGUGUGAUAUAAAAAUAGACCACCACAACAGUGCAAUUCUUAAAGUUUUAAAUAUCUUCAAAGCCGAUCAAAGAUGCACUGUUUUCAGUAAGAAUAUAUUUACUAAAGAUUUUCUUAAAUGUCCUUCCCAGCCCUUCAUUCCUGAACUUUUAUUUUAUCAAUACUACCCUACAUUACAUAGUACAUAUUUUUAGGGGGCAAAAAAAGAAGUGAGAUUAAUCUAUUUCACACUAUCAAAAGUUUAAAAUCUUAUGCCUAGAUUGUUUUCAGCUCCUUCCACAAUUGUACCCCCACCCCCACCCCCAGUGUAGACAUCCUUGUACAGAGGUACUUUAAUCUUAGUGACUGAAUUCAGUAAGCUCCUGUUCUGGACGUAGGAGCCAGCUUGUUCUGAAUGUGCACGUUAAAACCUUGACCUGACAUUACUUGAUCCAAUGACCAACCUCACUCGCAAACACCCCCCUCCCUCAAAAAAAUAAAAAAAUAAUUAAAUUUUAAAAGUGAGCUGCAGUUAAAGUUAAAUCAAUUGUAGUGAAUUCAUGUUUAUUGUAAAAAGAAAUCCUGCAAUUCGAUUGUGACAGCAGCUGAUGAAAUGUGCCAGCUGCUUUUAUGAGAUUAUAGGCUGGUUGUAGUUCAAAAGCAGAGCCAUCCCUUUUUAUUGCAGCUUUCAUUCUCUUCAUAUUGAUACCAACUUGAAACAUGUGAAGCUAGAUUACCCUAAGAAAGUAUUUUUAAAAGUAGGCCAGCCAUCUGGUGUUACAUUUUUUAAAUUGGUCCCUCAAAAUCUUCAUUCAUAUUUAACAAGUGGACAAGUACUAAUUCCAGCCUUGCAUAUCUUGACUCCUUCAUAAAUAAAGUUUGUUUUGUUUAACAAAACCACUAGAGCACAUUGAUUUACUAAUCAUCAGCUAUUGGAUGUCAAACAGUUGCUCAUUGUGACAUAUAGUCCAAAGGAUUUUGUAUGUGCACUUUCCCACAGACUUUACAGCACAUACCACAACCUUUGACAUACCAGUCAUGGGGCACUGGUUGAGACAGAUAAACAAACCUCAGUCAAACAAUGGGUCCGCCGAAAGGAUUCGAUCCUUCAACCCAAGUAUCACAAGUGAUCACUCUGCUGAUUGAGCUACAUCCUGCCCCUCCAAAUAUAGUCUCAUAUCUUUCACAAUUCAAUUUGAUAUGCAAUUUCUCACCCCACCCCCAAUAUUAUUCAAAUAUCUGAUAACCUUUAAAUUUUAGUGAAAAUUGUUUUAGAGAGCAAAUUUUCACUCGUCCCUCAGAGUAUAUUUUUAAAAUUGACAAAACAUGCAGAACAGGAUUUUCAUAAUUAAUUCUGUUUUAAAGAGGAAAUUCACAAUGCUUGUAUCUUUCAUCUAAUCAUCAUUAAAGGUUGAGAUCUAGUCGUGGCUUAUUAAUCAAAUAAAGAUGAUUAUAUAAAUAUUAAAUUACAUCUAAGUUAUACAGUGCUUUUUUCUGAAAUUAUUUGGCAUUUGAAAAUUUUACUGGGGCUUAUGUAUUUUGCCCAGUAGGUACUCUUGAAAUGCCAGAAAGAAGCAAAUAUAUAAUAAUAAAACUAAGAAUUUUUUUUAUAUAGAGCAAUUUAGAAAGGGAAUACCAGUUUAUGAAUUAGCCUAGUUCAUGUUUUCUGAUACCAGAAUAGACAGCUGCUGUGUUUUGCAUCUAGCAAGUGCUAAAUCAAGUUCAACUAAACAUCAUACUUACACUCACCAUGGAUAAAUGAACACUGCUUGUGUGACAAAUAAUAUGUAUAUCGUGGAGGAGACAUAUUUUAUUACAGUGGUGUGCUUGUUACUAUUUUUGUGUAAAAGUGCUUGUUACCAUUUUUGUGUAAAAGUGCAUUGUUGGAAAUCUUUUGAUGCUUUGUAUAGAAAGUAGAAUUUGUAUAGAAGGUAUCAUUCUGGACCCAUUAGUUUAAAAUACAUCAUUUGCAGAUUUAAAAAAAAAUUGUUUUUGUAAUGUUCGUUUUUUAACAUGUUUAGAGUUAUAUUAACCCACUUGUUUCAAGCUCAGAUAUUUAUCAGGGCUCGAACUUAACGACAGCAAUUGCCAUCGCUGAGAUAUAAAUUGCCAUAGCUAGAGAGCAUUACCAAUGGCACUUUUGUGCCGUCAGUAAACCUCAACAAUGGCAAAAUAUAUACACCA